AUGGUGCCGAAGAAGCUGACGGAUUGCCCAGAAAACCUCCGGGAAUCAAUUGACUGGCUGAUCCAGGUGAGACAUGGGAGUGGCACUGACAAGAAUGGCCUUGAUGGGUUAGCCAAAUCUUUGAAGACGUUGAUAGCCGAAGCUAUUACAAAGUCUACUAAGAGUCUGGAAGCUGAGCAUGAUAAACUUGUUUGCCCUUUCCAAUAUUCUGCAACUGAAACCAAUUGUCAGCAUUACCAGACGCUACUUGAGAACCGUAAGAAGGAAAUUAAGGAUGCAGAACCACUUCGAGAUGUUUCAAAAGAUGCUGAGGUAAAGCGCCUUAUGGGUACUAUAGCAGACUGUAGGAAUAAAUAUCACAAUGAACAUUACCGUGACCCAGCUAAACAGAAAAUUUUGAGGGAUAUUGAGGAUCGGCAGAAGACUCUUGGAAAUCUCCAAACUAAACUGGAAGCCUUUGUUGGCAAAGUAGCUAAUAAAGAACAGAAGGAUAUUCCUGCAAAACAUAUUUUGGAAAACCUCACGGACGGAUUAGAGAAGCUUCUAGGCUUUGACCCGAAAUCUAAAGGCUACGACGGCACUGGCAUUGUGUACUCCGACCUGGACAGGCUGUGUGACGGGGUGAUGGCGUUUUUGUAUGGUCUGCUUAGAGAUGUUUAUCAGAAUCAAUCCUACGAUGUUGGUAGAAGAGUGUUGAAACAACUUGUUGAAAAUAAAAUUCACCCCAAAUUGUGCUUAGGGCAUUCGGGUUUUAAGGAGAUUAUUGAUGAGGUGGCAAGGCAGGUGAAGUUGUAUAAUAGGGAAGUGGAGCAUAGCAAUAAAAAAGUCUCCGAUCCGAUAAGAGGGCUUCAGAAGGAGAUGACAACGCUUACAGAACAGGUGAAAAUAAUUUUGAAAAAUAGCGUUUCGCAGGACUUUGUCAAUACAGCCGUUACGGAAGUGAAUAAGCAGUUGGACGCAUGUAACAAAAACACUGACACUUUCAACAGAAAUAUGGAUAGCGUAGAACGCAUACAUAAAGCAAUCACAUAUUUAAAUGAAUCAAUACGUGAGAAAGUUAACAAGGCUAGAACGAACAUAAGGCACGAGAAAAAGCGCCUUGAAAAGAUGACCAAAAUUGAGAGGAGUAACUUGAGUUCAAUGACGAAUAAUAUUACGACGACACUUGAAGAUGUUAAGACGCAGAUUAGUAAUAAUAUUAGCGAGAUUGUAAAACAGCUAGUCGAGGACUUAAAAAAGAAGGUCCAAGAAAUUCAGAGUGAACUUGUUGAAGUAUAUAAAUCCUUGGGAAAGUAUAUUAAAACCUUGGAGGAUUGGAUGGAGAAGGCGUUGGAAGUUAUAGAAGAGGCAAACAGGCAAGUUGCCGUUAUUGAAAAUGAGGUUGGUGAUCCUGAAGAUAAAAAAAAUAAUAAUAAGAGUGCAAUUGCCAAAGCGGCCAAGGAGGUUGAGAAACAAGCCGGGGAGCUGCAUGGGAAAUUCGAAACAGCGAAAAGGCAAUUCGAUGUAGUUGUCGCCAAGAUUAAGGGGAAAGCAGGUGAUGGACAAGAAGAAGGAUGCGUUAUCGAGAAACUGCAAGGCCUUGAAGAGAAGGUUACGACUACGAUGCCGGAAGACUUUGAAAAUUUUAAUACGGGUAACGGUGGUAAUUGGGAUUUCAGCCAGUCAAUCCGAGAGCUCAGACAGGAAACAAAUAGACAGUUGGGAAUUGCGAUUGAUGGUAUUUGGAAAGAUUUAAAGCAGGGGUUGGAUGCGGCUACAGAAAGUGCUCCCAGGAGUGGUAAUUGGAAAGGUCUUCAAGCUUUGCAAGAGACUGACCUGUGGACGGCAAAGGGCGUGGGAAAAUGGCUUGAUAGUGCAGCGUUAGACUACGACGACAGCGGUCCUGGCGCAAAAGUAGAAAAGGUCUUGAACCAUCUUCACAAUGCGCAGCAGGAAUGGGAAAACAUUUUACAAUCCAACAUCACCACCAAUAUUCCCAAAGUAAUUAAAGAGACACUUAGCAACGAAACCAUUGACGGUGUCAAACGGCAGCUCUUAGGCCUCAUUAUUGCCGUCGUCGCAGGGAGCAUCUCAGAGAUGCAAGAAGCUGUCAACAGAAUCGUUGAUACUGAUCUGAAUACUAUUAGCCAGCUACAGGAUAGCAUUGCCCAACAGGCCCAAGCGGCGAAAGCUGCACUCGAAACCCAGGGCAACCUUGUGUACCACCACCUUACUGAGCUAUGCGAGGCAAUUAAGAACGGAGUGAAGUACUCCAAACAGCAUCUGGGAACAUUGGCAAACGAUACUAUAAACACGCAACUUAAAAAGAUUCGUGAUCGAUUUACCGAGCUGCAGAAGAGGUUUGCAGAUGGUGCCCUAAAGUUGUCCGAAGAAUUUGCUGGUGAAGCUGACACGUUAUGCACCUCAACCGUACAACAACUUCAAAAACAAGUUGACGAACAAAUAUCUUUCGCAAUCGCAAAACUCACAUCCCAGGCGCAAAAGAACUACGUGUCAUCUAUGAAAGGCUUGCUAGAUGCGUUUGCCACUAAAGUGCAAGGUGAGCUGUUGAAUUUGCCAGAGAGAAUCGAUAUUGACCUCAAGACGGAGUUCAAAGGGUUCAUGAAAGAGAUGGAAACGCAUGUGAGCUCUGCUAAUUUGAAAAAUGACUUGCCACAGCACGCUAAACUGGCGACAUUCGCCUCUGGUGUCGGUAACUUCUUCAAUGGUAUUUUCCACAGUCUCAAAACGAAGCGUGACAUAAUUCCUAUUCAUAAGCUCACCGAGAUAGAUGCUACGCUUAACACUCUCCUCAAUGGCCUUUCUAAUUACAAUAAGAAAUUUGUAGAUGACCUGGCAGCAGUUAAUACUCUUCUGCAGAGCAUACGCCCUGAGUCAUACAACGAUGAGAGAAAUAAGUUGCUUGAGAUUCUGAAAAACGGCCUGCAAGGGUUUCACAAUGAGCUCAAAAACGCAUACGUGUCGGCAUACGACAGCGUUCCCAAUGUCGACUGGUCCGAUAUAAAGUCAACUGAAACAUCUCUGCAAGGCACGAAAUGUGCUACGGUAUUCUUGACCACGAUAGACAUAAUGCUCAAGAGUUUAUUCAAAUAUAAAAGAGAAGUUGAGAAAACAAAAAGUACGUGGAAAGACUACAAAAUGUAUAGUUCGAAUUACAAUUAUAGCCUUAGCAGCCUCUUCUUUAGCAAAAACGGUUACGAUCCUGGCCUUCCCAGCAAUGCGGAAUACGGCGAGUUAAAUCACAAGAAGGGUUUUAAUGGCAAUAGCAUCGUUGAUCUAUUUAAGUCUAACACUCAGGUCACGUCACAGCCCAGUUAUGAUAUUCUCGCCUCUCUGGACGACUUCGCCGACAUAAUCAAAUAUUACUUGCGCAUUUCCCACUUAGGGACUUUCUCUUCCGCUAAACAUCCGCUUAACGCAUUCCAGAUGCUUGCAUGGCUCAGUGGCCUGCAGCAUAACCCAGUAAAGGAGAAACUUACGAAGUACCUCCAAAAACAAUUCGACUCUGAAACUGAUGUUAUACUGCGAAAUAUAUUAUCGGAUAUAUUCACAUCUGAACUACCGUCAAUUUACACUCCUGCCUACGAUAUGCUUACCAGUAUCGUGGGAUAUGGCGACGCAGACACCCUUUAUGCGUGCCAAUAUCUCGGGAACUCUCUUGAGUUGCACUAUCCUUCCGAUGCUGCAGCGUGCUUUGAUAUGCUAUUAGACGUGCUCCGCAAAUUGUGCCCUGUCUUGCAAUUUUUAUAUUGGCAAUGUAAACUCGGUGUUAAGAACUUAGGUUGGCGCGACUGCCAUUACGGCAAAAACGCCGGUACGUCAAGUUGGCAGUGUAAGGAACAUUCUGAUCAGACACCUGAUUGCCAACGUACAUCUCCUCUGAUGUCCUACCUGACCGACUGUCUCCUCGGACACUUGCCUCACCAAUUGCAGUCUGUUGGCUGCACUUCCAAAUGUUCCACGUGCUCGUCCAGUUCACCUAAGAUGCCUUGCUUGACACCCCUAGGCUUUAGGACAUUCUCCUGUAGUACGCGUACUGGUAAGGACCUAUGUUCCGUGCUUGACAAACUAUGCGGCGAUCGAGGCGUACUCACCAAACUUUACGCUUCACUGGCAUGCUUCGUUGGUCGUCCUCCGCAGACAUUCCCUGAUGUAUUCGCCUUCUAUUACCAACUUGUACAACCGUGGACUCCGAUGACUGAAUAUAAAAAGCCGUCAAAUUCAAUAGAACAAGCACUUAGCAACACUAUCGAAAAGACUGUGUCCUGUAAAUACGAGGACGCUAAGCAGUUCAUAAAUCAAUGCCGCAGUCUGUAUGAAUCUCCAUCUCACUUCCUGCAUGAUAUAACCCGUAUUUCCGACAUGAGUUAUUUAGUUGGGUGUGGUGAGCAGGAUUGCGGUUAUAUCAUCCGACCUAUAAACUCAGCUGCAUACGGCGCGUUCGCUCCGAAGCAUGCCAAAAGUUAUUUGUCAUGGUUAGUCCACGUUUGCCCCCAACUCGUGGAUUUCUUUAAACAAUUGCAGAAGGCAUUUAGUGAUGUCUCAUGUGCCGACUCCCGUUGCUCACCAUGCCUCCACAGUGAGAGUUGCACAAAAGGCAAACACGGCACCACUUCAUGUGGAUGUAGCUCCAUCGUCCACUGCCAACCGGUUUCCUCAAUACUUUAUAAAUAUGGCUUGACGUAUGCCGAUGCCGCAAACAAAAGCCAGAUUAAGUGCCAAGAUUUUUCUAAUGUGCUGAAAAACAUCUUGAAUUCCCAGGUGCUGGGAAAUUUCUUGCAUGCCAUAGACACAUUGAUGUUCACUAUUCGGACGCCAUUCAUCUGGACAGUUGUAGCCCUCUGGUCGCUGUCUCUUCUCUACCUGUUCUACGUCUUGAUCGGACGCCUAGACACGCUCCACAUCAAAUCACACCUCAGGUCGCCAGCCUCUUACAAAAUUGCUGCCCAGUCACUACUCGCUGCAGCACGUGUCGGCAAACUUGCCAAGAUAUCGUACCUGCAAGCCUAA
Babesia bigemina is the source of this 5010-nucleotide messenger RNA. RefSeq lists its product as hypothetical. The record is from RefSeq and is a predicted model, not a curated record. Lineage: Eukaryota; Apicomplexa; Aconoidasida; Piroplasmida; Babesiidae. The coding region runs from base 1 to 5010 and encodes 1669 amino acids. The transcript has a single exon.